GACGCCGAGAUGGAUUGGCUCAACGGCACUGGACUGGACACGGUCAUCCACCUGAACUCGUCCCGGGGCUACUCACCAGCAGCCGUCGCCAGCAUCGCUGCCCUCGUAAGUUUCCUCAUCUUAUUCACGGUGGUCGGCAACGUGCUGGUGGGGAUCGCCGUGCUGACGAGCCGCGCGCUGAAAGCCCCCCAGAACCUUUUCCUGGUCUCCCUGGCCACGGCCGACGUCCUGGUGGCCACUCUGGUCAUGCCCUUCAGUCUCGCCAAUGAACUCAUGGGCUACUGGUAUUUUGGCAAAGUUUGGUGCGGCAUUUAUUUGGCGCUGGACGUCCUGUUCUGCACGUCCUCCAUCGUGCACCUGUGCGCCAUCAGUCUGGAUCGCUACUGGUCGGUCACACAAGCCGUCGAGUACAAUUUAAAGCGGACUCCCAAGCGGGUUAAGUGCAUCAUCUUCCUUGUGUGGCUCAUAUCUGCUUUGAUUUCCUCGCCGCCGUUGUUGUCAGAGAGAAACAAGGAGAGAAGCGCUCAGCCCCAGUGUGAGCUCAAUGACGACAGUUGGUACAUUAUCUCUUCCAGUGUAGCGUCCUUCUUUGCCCCCUGCAUCAUUAUGAUCCUGGUCUACAUCAGAAUUUACCAAGUGGCAAAAACCAGAACCAGGAGCAUAUCGGAGAAGAAGCAGGCAGACGGCGGAGGCGUUAAAACCGAGAACGGGCACUGCCAGUGUCCGCCCACCCCCAGCCACCGGACGGCCACGCAGGGGCAACACACGGAGGAAGCCGAACUGGAUGAGAGCUCCUCGUCGGAAGGGAAAGGCGGUGGGACGCGCCAAGACUCCCCUCAGGAGAACCCAAAGAUGGCCUCCUCCAAACAGCCCACGCGGAUCUCCAGAGUCAGCAACAAGUCCAUCGACCUUUUCGCCUCAAGGAGGAAACGGAGGAGCUCCAUCGCACUGAAGAAGGUCUCCCAAGCCCGGGAGAAGAGGUUCACAUUUGUCCUCGCCGUGGUGAUGGGGGUGUUUGUCGUGUGCUGGUUCCCGUUCUUCUUCAGCUACAGUCUGUACGGCGUGUGUGGGGACUCCUGUAAGAUCCCGGACCCUCUCUUUAAGUUCUUCUUCUGGAUCGGGUACUGCAACAGCUCACUCAACCCGGCUAUCUAUACCAUAUUUAAUCGUGACUUCAGACGGGCCUUCCAAAGGAUCCUGUGCAAGUCGUGGAAAAAGUCCUGCUAG
This is a messenger RNA of Syngnathoides biaculeatus (alligator pipefish), 1227 nucleotides long. Its product is annotated as alpha-2 adrenergic receptor-like. NCBI's taxonomy places the organism in Eukaryota, Metazoa, Chordata, Actinopteri, Syngnathiformes, Syngnathidae. Gene Ontology annotation, biological process: adenylate cyclase-activating adrenergic receptor signaling pathway; regulation of vasoconstriction; regulation of smooth muscle contraction. The transcript has a single exon. The coding region runs from base 10 to 1227 and encodes 405 amino acids. Gene Ontology annotation, molecular function: alpha2-adrenergic receptor activity. Gene Ontology annotation, cellular component: membrane. The record is from RefSeq and is a predicted model, not a curated record.